UCAAUCGUGCGCGUUGUGAGUGUGUUCUUACUCCGAUAAAUAAUCCUCAAUUAUAUGAAUAUUAAUAAACAAACAAGUCCUUAGAGUAUUUUUUAAAAAUAAUCUCCUUUUUGUUAAAAUUCGAGUCUUUUUUAUUUUUUUUUUUCUAUAAAAAAAUAUAAAUUUUUAAAAUUGUUUUUUUGAACGUGAAGUGUUACAAUUAUUUGAAAUUUUUUAGUUUUAUCAAAUAAGUGAUUUUAUCAUAAUGGGGUAUGUUAAAUGACGGUGGUUUACGAUGACAGUAUGGACAAUAAAAUUCCAUGGGGUUAAAAGUUUAAAUAUAAAUAAAUAAAUAAAAAUAAUAAAAAUAGUAAAGUUAAAUUAAUAGUCACGUGAGUGGAUUGUGCGCGAGUUUUGUUUUAAAACGAAAAUAAUAUAAAAAUAAAAAUCUUGAGGGUGCAACAGUCACGUGUUUUUUUAGUGUGCGGGGGUGAUAAAAUAGCAACGAGAUGGAGACAAAUGAGAAUUGGCCGGAUGGCAGUAGAAAAAAUAUUGAAGCGACGGUACCUAAAAAAUUCCGUAAAGAAACUAACCGGACGGAAAUUGUUGGUCUAAAUUGGGCAUUGUUAUUUCUUUGUAUCGGUAGUAUUGGAAUAUCUGGUAUUCUUGCUUAUCGUCAAAUUCAACUUGAAUCUAGAUUAACUAGUUUAGAGGGACGGUGUGAUCAUCAAGAGACAAGCGAAGUCAUUGUCAAGAGGCUUCGUCGCGAAGUACAAGAUGCAUUUUUAGGACAAAAAAUUCCUUAUCCCGAAGGAGGUAUCUUUAGAGUCAAGAGGGAUGUUAGUGAUUGCAAUUGUCCUGCCGGACCACCAGGUGAACCAGGGCCGCCAGGAAAACGGGGCAAAAAAGGAAAAAAAGGUGACGCUGGAGAAGUUGGUCCACCUGGUGUUGCAGGGACUCCGGGCAAGAAUGGUUUUCCGGGUACCAAAGGUGACAAAGGCGAUGCUGGUUCGACGGGUCCGAUUGGAUUAGAUGGGCCCAAAGGCGAUCCGGGUCGUCCAGGUGACAAAGGACAAAAAGGAGAAUUAGGAAGUCCAGGCUUUGACGUCUUCUCAGCUGUAAAGGUAGCUACCAUAAACAAUGGGGACUCUAUCAGAAAAAAAAUACUACUAUACAGAAGAACGUAUCAGACGGGAUUGGGGUUAAAGAGGUCAGUGACAACGCUUCGCGGUGGGACACUUGGAUACGCGGAAAUCGUCGCAUUGAAGGGAGAACCAGGAGAACCGGGACCACCAGGACCACCCGGACCUCAAGGAUCUGAAGGAAUAGCUGGUCAAGAUGGACGUCAAGGCAUCCCGGGAGAAGUAGGUCCUCCUGGUGAACGUGGUCCUGCGGGACCUGUUGGCCCCGCUGGACCUAUUGGGCCGCCUGGUACACCAGGACCUAAGGGUAAAUCCGGCGAUUAUGGACCCCCAGGAUUUCCAGGAUUACCAGGACAUCCAGGGAUUCCUGGUAUGCCAGGACGCAACGGAACACGAGGCUUACCGGGAAGACGUGGUGACAAAGGCGACAAGGGUGACCGUGGAUUGACAACUUCACUGGACGGCAAGCAGAUUCCUCUCGGGACAUUUGAAGGACCACCGGGUCCACCGGGACCACCUGGAGCUCAAGGCGAAAAGGGAGAUGUGGGUCCAAUCGGGCCACCCGGCCCGCCUGGCGAGAAGGGCGCCAGGGGCAAACAAGGCAAGAGGGCAUUGACCAAUGGCGAGUGCCGUUGUCCACGUUCGUUGAGAGUUGGUCUUCCCGGUUUACCAGGUGAUAAAGGGAGUCCUGGAAAUCCAGGCUUACCAGGACCCAAAGGAGAUUCCGGUGUGCCAGGAUCACCUGGUGUUGAUGGAAUAAAUGGAGAAGCUGGUAUACAGGGUCCACCAGGAUUGCCAGGAUUAGCUGGACCUAAAGGUGAAAAAGGAGAGUAUGGGGAUAUUGGUCCACCAGGUUUGAUGGGUCCACCAGGUUUACCUGGACCACCAGGAGCGCCGGGUAUUAAGGGAGAAAAAGGCGAUAAAGGAGAAUCGAAGUACAAAAAACUCAGAAGAAGACAGGGUGAUGGAACGUUCGAAGUUAACGCGGGUGAAGUGAUAAUGGGUCCACCCGGACCACCAGGUCCAGCCGGUAAUCCAGGACUUCAAGGUCCACCGGGUAUCAAAGGCGAUCGAGGACACGAUGGCGCUAAAGGCGAACCUGGUGAGAAAGGCGCCAAGGGUGAUCCUGGUCCAAUGGGACUACCUGGACCGAUGGGGUUAAGAGGUGAAGCAGGAAGACCUGGCGAUGCUGGAAAACCCGGGGCAAUGGGAACGCCGGGCUUAGAUGGUAUGAAGGGCGCACAAGGUGAACCGGGUAUCAAAGGUGAACGCGGUAAUUCAGGUCUACCCGGUACUGAUGGUAUUCCCGGUGCUCAGGGUUCCAAAGGCGACAAAGGUGCCCCAGGCGAAACCGGCGCACAAGGUAAAAAAGGCCGCCGUGGGGACAAAGGUAUUAAAGGUGAUCAAGGUGUUCCGGGGCUUGACGCACCAUGCCCACUUGGUGCUGACGGAUUACCACUCGCUGGUUGCGGUUGGCGUGCACCUCAGUCAAAAAUUUUACAAAAAUGGUUAUUAGAAGAACAAUUUCAUCAGCAGCAUCUAAAAAAACGUGAUCACAAAUUACGUAACUGAGUAAAAUUUAAAAAAUAUAGUUUAUUUUUUAAUAAUAUAAAUAAUUAUUGUCCUUUCUCUACAUAUCCAAUUUAAAAUCCUCCCAUUUUUUGUAAAAAUAAAACAGUCGUUUAAAAAAUAAUUUUAGUGUAAGUUAAAUAUAAACUGUCAAUUAAUUAGUUUAUUAUGCACUAAGGGAGAAAAAUAGAACAUUCCGACCUGCUUCAUCGGGUGCGCAGUCAAAGGUGACACGUGAAUUGGAACCUUCUAUUUUUUUCUGAAUUUAAAUUAUUUCUCAACAGAUAUGCAGCUGAAAGUUCAAAUUUUUGUCUCUAAGAAAAAAUUAACGCACGCGGAGAAAAAAUUCUAGUUAAAUUUACGAUGCUAACAUGGUAAUUUUUCCUAUUGAUUAUUGUAGUGGUGGACUAUACCUUUGAAGUCAUAAUUUUUACGAUGUAGCAUUGUCAAGUUCAUUUAAGAAACAAUACUUCAGACAUAUAACACAAAGUCUUAAGCUCUUUAGUAUAAAUUACGAAGUGAACAUCAUAAAAUUUGAGAAUUUGAUGUAAUAGAAAUUUUAAAUAAAAGUAUAAAAUAAUAAUCGCUCGGGCAGGUGUUGGAUUCGAACACGAGACCUUUCGAGUGCGAAGUGACCGAGGCCUAGGGCCACUCGGCCACAGAAGGGCCCACAAGUUCAGGUCGUGUUUAAGAUCCAUAUAAACGAUAUAAAUAAACAGUCUUAAGUCACAAGAACGCCUCUUACGGUGGACACAGUUACUAUUUAAAAAUUACGAUGUAACUUCGUAAUUUUUAUAACUUACAUCGUAUUAUAACAGAGACAGCACUGUAAUAUUUAUUUUAUUCAAAAGUGAAUAGAAAGAUAAAUAUAGGAAUAAAUAUAGUUUUCGAACUGUAAUUUUUAUUUUGUUCUUUUUACGAUGAUAACAUUGUAAUUUUUUAAAUAAUUUAAAAUCCCAAAAGUCUUUGUUAAAAUUACGAUGUUAAAUAGUAAAAAAUGUAACCUACAUAGUAAAUUUUAAAGUAAGACAUUUGAAAAUUGAUGAUAAUGAAAGUAUAGUCCACGAUUACGAUGUUUACAUCGUAGACUUUAGUGGAAUUGUUUUUCCGUGUACAAGAGGGAAAUUCGGACACGAGAUAGAACAUGAUUUUAGACUAGGGAGUGGUAGCGCUUGCCUUUGGCUCGGGCAAUCAACCGGGUAGAAAAUUGUCUCCUUUUAUCCUGUGUCGUGCAAUUUAAUAUUCAGCUGCUGAUCUAUUGAAUAGUUUAAUAAAAAAUAAAAUAAGUUGAUUAGCUUUUUAAAUAAUAAAAAAAUAAAAAUAUGUAAGUGGUGUAAAUAAAUGUACUUACAGUGCACCAAUAUAAUGUGCACGUGAGUUCGUGUAUAUAUUUGAUAAAAAAAUAUAAUAAUGAAAUUUAAAAAUAAUAAUAAUUUCUAAAUUAAAAAAAAAAUUAAUAUUUAAAAAUAUGUAAUUUUAUUUGU
This is a messenger RNA of Microplitis demolitor, 4174 nucleotides long. Its product is annotated as collagen alpha chain CG42342. The transcript has 27 exons. Lineage: Eukaryota; Metazoa; Arthropoda; Insecta; Hymenoptera; Braconidae. The coding region runs from base 489 to 2693 and encodes 734 amino acids. The record is from RefSeq and is a predicted model, not a curated record.